UCUAAAACCCUAUGCUCUGUUCCAGUUGGUGGCAGCCAUUCAAAUACUUCUUUCUUCUCUAUUCCCCCCUUCUCCUCUUCUUCUUUUCCAUCUAAACGACUCUUCAACUUCAUCUCCACCAUGCACCGCUUCGCCUCUGGCCUUGCUUCCAAAGCCAGGUUGGCUAACAACUCUGCUCGCCAGAUCAAUUCUAGAUUCAACUCCAGUAGGAAUUAUGCAGCGAAACACAUUAAAUUUGGGGUUGAAGCACGCACCUUGAUGCUUAGGGGUGUCGAAGAGCUUGCUGAUGCUGUCAAAGUUACAAUGGGUCCGAAAGGACGUAACGUAGUCUUAGAGCAAAGUUUUGGUGCUCCAAAAGUGACAAAAGACGGUGUUACUGUUGCAAAGAGUAUUGAGUUCGAAGAUAAAGUGAAAAAUGUUGGGGCCAGUUUGGUGAAGCAGGUUGCAAAUGCUACCAAUGAUGUGGCAGGAGAUGGCACAACGUGUGCAACGGUUCUUACUCGUGCAAUAUUUACUGAAGGAUGCAAAUCUGUGGCUUCUGGAGUGAAUGCUAUGGACUUAAGACGUGGGAUUACUAUGGCAGUUGAUUCUGUUAUUACAACUCUGAAGAGCAGAGCGCGAAUGAUCAGCACAUCUGAAGAAAUAGCACAGGUUGGAACUAUAUCAGCAAAUGGAGAACGAGAGAUUGGUGAGCUAAUAGCUAAGGCCUUGGAAAAAGUAGGCAAGGAAGGAGUUAUUACCAUUUCAGAUGGUAACACACUUGAUAAUGAAUUGGAAAUUGUUGAGGGGAUGAAGCUGGAUAGGGGUUAUAUAUCUCCUUAUUUUAUUACCAACCAGAAAAACCAAAAAUGUGAAUUGGAAGAUCCACUAAUUUUAAUUCACGAGAAGAAAAUCUCAAAUUUAAAUGCUGUGGUAAAAGUCUUGGAGUUGGCACUGAAGAGACAAAGACCUUUACUUAUUGUUGCUGAGGAUGUGGAAAGUGAAGCAUUAGCUACUCUUAUUUUAAAUAAGUUACGCGCUGGUAUAAAGGUUUGUGCAAUCAAAGCCCCCGGGUUUGGAGAUAAUAGGAAGGCUGGCAUGCAGGAUUUGGCAAUUCUCACAGGAGCUCAAGUCAUAACCGAGGAACUUAGUCUAAACCUUGAAAAAGUUGGUUUUGAAUCACUUGGCUCCUGCAAAAAGGUUACAGUGUCAAAAGAUGAUACUGUAAUUCUUGAUGGGGCUGGUGACAAGAAGGCAAUUGAAGAACAGUCUGACCAGUUGAGAUCCUUGAUUGAGUUGAGCACUUCAGACUAUGACAAGGAAAAGCUGCAAGAACGGCUUGCAAAGUUAUCUGGUGGAGUUGCUGUUCUUAAGAUUGGUGGGGCUAGUGAGGCUGAGGUUGGGGAAAAGAAGGACAGAGUUACUGAUGCAGUUAAUGCUACCAGAGCUGCCGUGGAGGAGGGAAUUGUAGCUGGUGGUGGUGUUGCUCUGCUCUAUGCAUCAAAGGAGUUGGAGAAGUUGCAGACGGCAAAUUUUGAUCAGAAAAUUGGUGUUCAAAUCAUUCAAAAUGCUCUAAAGAUGCCUAUUUAUACAAUUGCUUCCAAUGCUGGAGUUGAAGGAGCAAUAGUGAUUGGCAAGCUACUACAACAGGACAACCACGAACUCGGAUAUGAUGCAGCUAAAGGUGAAUAUGUAGACAUGAUCAAGGCUGGCAUUAUUGAUCCCUUGAAAGUUAUCAGGACCGCCCUAGUAGAUGCUGCAAGCGUAUCUUCGCUAAUGACAACAACAGAAGCCGUGGUGGUCGAACAACCUAACGAUGAGAAGGAAGCCACACCAUCUAUGGGAGGCAUGGGUUAUUGAAACUGAACCAGCUGACUCUGAUUCGCUAACAAUUGAUCAUUUAUUUGCAAAUUGAUUACGUUCUUGAGAAAAUUUUGACAAGAACAGCAUGUUAACACAUUUUUUUUCUCGAGGCAUAAAAUCAUUGAUUUUAAUAUGGAAAAUUCUUGGUACAUUUCUCCUUGUAUCUUUGUCAUUUUCUUUUUCUAUAGUAUCAUAAUGCACCCAAGGGAAAGGUCUGGAUUUGUACUUGCAA
Molecule: messenger RNA, 2074 nt
Organism: Cucumis sativus (cucumber)
Lineage: Eukaryota; Viridiplantae; Streptophyta; Magnoliopsida; Cucurbitales; Cucurbitaceae
Product: chaperonin CPN60-2, mitochondrial
Exons: 18
Coding region: 121-1839 (572 amino acids)
Biological process (GO): protein refolding
Cellular component (GO): mitochondrion; cytosol
Molecular function (GO): ATP-dependent protein folding chaperone; ATP binding
Source: RefSeq, a predicted model, not a curated record